CAUAUAAGACGCACCGGAACCGCCUGGAUCAAAUAUCAGACCGGACAGACAGCGACUGGCUUUCCAGGAGGAUUCUGCCACCACUCCCGUUUGUUUCUGACGUAGCACACGGUAUACACCAUGAAGGGAAUGAUUCUCCAGCUCAGCCGCGGCCUGAGCCGCGCUGCACCCGUUUUCCACCGGAGCAUCCACUCCGGUACACGUCCUGCCUGCACCGCCGCAUCCAAACACAGGGCCGAUCGCCCGCUCACCUCGGAGGAAAUCUACGCCCGUGAGGAGAAAUAUGGAGCACACAACUACCACCCCCUGCCUGUGGCCUUAGAGAGAGGAGAGGGCAUCCAUGUGUGGGAUGUGGAGGGCAGCCGGUAUUAUGACUUCCUCAGCGCUUACAGUGCAGUCAACCAGGGACACUGUCACCCCAAGAUCAUCGCUGCCCUCACUGCCCAGGCGUCCAAACUGUCCCUGACUUCCAGAGCGUUCUACAACGACGUGCUGGGAGUCUACGAGGAGUACAUCACCAACCUGUUUGGCUAUGACAAAGUUUUACCCAUGAACACAGGCGUCGAAGGAGGCGAGACUGCCUGCAAGCUCGCUCGCAAGUGGGCUUACAAUGUAAAGGGGGUUCCCAAAAACAAGGCCAAAAUCAUUUUUGCAGAUGGAAACUUCUGGGGCCGCACCAUGGCAGCCAUCUCCAGCUCCACUGACCCCAGCAGCUACGAAGGUUUCGGUCCCUUCAUGCCAGGCUUCGAGCUUGUUCCCUACAAUGACAUUCCAGCAUUGGAGAAAGCCCUACAAGACCAAAAUGUUGCAGCGUUCAUGGUGGAGCCCAUCCAGGGGGAAGCUGGUGUGGUGGUGCCUGACCACGGCUACCUGACGAAAGUCAGAGAACUUUGCACAAAAUAUAACGUGUUGUGGAUCGCCGAUGAGGUGCAGACAGGUUUGGCCCGAACCGGCCGGCGGUUGGCUGUGGACCACGAGGAAGCUCGUCCAGACCUGGUGAUUCUGGGCAAAGCUCUGUCUGGAGGAGUUUACCCUGUGUCUGCUGUGCUGUGCGACGAUGAGAUCAUGUUGACCAUCAAGCCCGGCGAGCACGGCUCCACGUAUGGAGGGAACCCGGUGGCCUGUCGGGUCGCUAUCGCUGCGCUUCAGGUGCUGGAGGAAGAGAAGCUGGCAGAGAACGCUCAGAAGAUGGGAGAGCUGCUGCGGUCUGAGCUCAGCAAACUGCCCAAAGACAUCGUGACAACAGUGAGAGGGAAAGGCCUCCUGAACGCCGUCGUCAUCAAAGAGACCAAAGACUAUGACGCCUGGAAGGUGUGCCUACGUCUCCGUGACAGCGGACUGCUGGCCAAGCCCACCCACGGCGACAUCAUCCGCCUGGCCCCGCCCCUCAUCAUCAAAGAGCACGAGCUGCGAGAAUGCAUCGACAUCAUCCAGAGGACCAUCCUGUCCUUCUAAGCUGCAGCAUUUCAGCAACUCAACCAUAUACCCAAACCCAUCAAACUAGAGAAAAAGCCUCGCUAAACAUUCAUUAGGAGCUUUUGUUAUAAUUUAAAAUGUUUUUUUUUUUUUUUUUUCACGUGAAGUGGAUGUUUAGAGGGAAUUACUGUAAACGGGCAGUGCACAGAUGCUGUGAACGGAUCGAGCUUCUACGAGGAUACACUUUUGUACAGGGAAAACUGCUGUAAAGACAAAGGGUGCCGUUAGGCUGCCUCAGGAAAGACUCCCAACACAUAUCAUGUUCGGAAGUGUUUAAUUUACCACUGGUGAUGUGCGAUGUAAAUAAUAAAUGCGUUGUCUUCAAUGAAAUCUUUGCAGUUUUCUAGAAAGUUAAGCAAGCAGCUUAAAGUUGCAUUUCAUUUUCUUUCAACAAAUUUCAACGCCCACAGCACUUUCAUGACACAGUUUAAGUUUGUCAGGCCACCAAUGGUCUACUGGUGUAAACCUUGUGGAACUACUGUUGCGUAAAUGGUCAGGUUAACCUCGGUUUGUUUAAUCUCGAGAGUGGACUUUCUUGAAUUUAAUUUAAAGUUUUCAGAUUCCAUGUCUUAAAGAUUUCAUUCAAAAAAAAAAAAAGAAAAGCCCAUAACUACAUUUGCAGUUCUGAAAGGUCAAGUAGUUUCCUUUCUGUAAUCGAGUCGAGCAGAUACUGUCCGGAGCUGUUUCACUGUAAUUUUACACAAGUUAGGAUGUUUGUUACUGUGAAAGAAAUGCUGUUAGACAACCGUAUUCCUCAAGGAGCGUAAAUCUUGAAGCAGUAAAGAUUAAUCUUUGCUUGUUACACUGAAUAUUUUGGUAUAUACAAUGAAAAUGAGAAAAAAAAUCUCUUUAAACAAUAAGGAAUGGCUGUUGUUUAUAGGAAUCAUGCUGCCAACGUAGGCUGGCUUGGUUUGAAGUAUUUUUUUUUGCUGUAUGUAUUUAAAGAUUGUCUUCACCGGCACAGUAUCACCUUUGAAGUUGUUACAAAACCCAUUGUUCUUCAAAAUAAAUUAUUCCAGUCUUA
This is a messenger RNA of Stegastes partitus (bicolor damselfish), 2500 nucleotides long. RefSeq names its product ornithine aminotransferase (gene oat). Gene Ontology annotation, molecular function: identical protein binding; L-ornithine transaminase activity; pyridoxal phosphate binding. Gene Ontology annotation, cellular component: cytoplasm. The transcript is spliced from 10 exons. The coding region runs from base 121 to 1455 and encodes 444 amino acids. The record is from RefSeq and is a predicted model, not a curated record. NCBI's taxonomy places the organism in Eukaryota, Metazoa, Chordata, Actinopteri, Pomacentridae.